AUGAAGAUCAAACUCAAGAACCCUGCCGCGCCCGCGGGCGACGCACCAGCACCAGCACCACCGGCGUCCGCACCUGUAGCCCAAGAAGAAGCUGGGACCGCUGCGCCCGCAAAGAAACUCAAGCUCAACAUCAAAACCGCGGCUCCUGCAGCUCCUGCAGAUAACACCGAAGACGGCGACGCCCCAAAGACGAAGCGCAAGCCGGGCCCCAAGAAGCGAGCUCGUGAGGACGGAGACGACGUGGACUCACCUGCCGCCAAGCGCAAGCCGAAGCCGACGGCAAAGAGCCUAGCCAUGGGCAAUGAUAGCAGCGAUGAGGACGACCUCAUGGCCGAGCCGCCCGCCCCCGCGAGGCCACCAAUCCAGUCCGCGCCAAAGGGGAAAAUAAAGCUUACGAUCAAGCCAAAGGCAGGCGGCCCUGCCGCGCCCCCAAGGACAGCGACGAUGCUGAAAGUCAAAGGAGCUGGAAAGGCACCAGUGCGGCCAUAUGGUGUAGGCUACGACAGCGAGGCAGACGAGGCCGAAGUGGAUCCGGCGAUAGAGUCUCAGUUCAUACUGCGCAUGCAGCCAGGGCCAGACUGCGAUCUUCUGCGCAAGUCUAUCGAGGAGAAGACGAUCGGCAAGAGCUUGUCGCAAGGCGGACCCGGAGUCUACUUCCGCUUCUUCGACAAGGAGGGACGCCGUGCCAUGGUCACCAUCCAGGGUCACAGUUAUGCUGCAUCCAUGGUCGAGCUCCCUACCGUCAUUGAGACCAUGAAGAGCUGGAACAAGAAGGACUGGGUCAAGACUGCUGAUGUCUGUCAGAUGCUGUUGGUACUAGGCAGAGUUUCUAGUGAAGACGAAGCCAAAAAGUUCCCACGCCCCUCAUUCAUCGAGCCAGAUUCCCAUAGAUAUCCACAUGGCAUCACCCCACCUAUGCGAUGGGCCCGCAAACUGCGGUUCCGACCGCGCAAAUCCUAUCUCGACGUUGAGCGUGCGGAAGCACAGAUGAAUCGACUUCUCCUUGAAGACGAGAAUGCCGAGUCGACAAAGUACGAGCUGGUGGAUAGUGACCAUGAGACUUCCGAAGAGGAGACCGACUCAGAAGAUGAAGGAGAGGACGAAGAGAUGGCAGAUACACAACAGGUAGAGCAGACGCCCAUUGACGAGAUUGAUGGGGAUGAUCUGGAGGCAAUGCUGCAGGAGGGCCUCAUGGAAGACGAGAACAUUGAGAUACAAGGCGACUCACAGGUCAUCAACUCUCUGCUGGGCAGCGAAACUCCAGGUGCAGAGCCCGCGACACCUGCGACAGCCCACGACGUCGCUCUGCAUGCACUCAAGAAUGGCCUCACGUUGGAGACGGAAACCGCAGCUUCCACCCCUGCUGCAGCGACCUCUGCGGAUGAUGACGACGACGAUGAUGACGACUCGGACGAUGGAGACGACGUCGACGAUGCGGCAGUCCAGGAGGAGCAGCGGAAAGAACAGCUGCGCGCUGAAAUUGCAGAACUGGAUAAGGCCAUUCAAGCAAAUAUGGAAGCCCGCGACAGACAGACGAACCAGAUUUUCAAGAAGCGCAUGCAGACCAACAUCGAUAAGCAAAAGGCCGACCGCGAGAUUAAACGCAAGCAGCUGGACGAGGAUGUGGACGAGUAG
Molecule: messenger RNA, 1635 nt
Organism: Parastagonospora nodorum SN15
Lineage: Eukaryota; Fungi; Ascomycota; Dothideomycetes; Pleosporales; Phaeosphaeriaceae
Exons: 2
Coding region: 1-1635 (544 amino acids)
Biological process (GO): RNA polymerase II preinitiation complex assembly; transcription initiation at RNA polymerase II promoter
Cellular component (GO): transcription factor TFIID complex
Molecular function (GO): RNA polymerase II general transcription initiation factor activity
Source: RefSeq, a predicted model, not a curated record